UUGUAUGUCUGUUCCAGGAGCUCCAGUGGAAGCAGCUCCAGCGGGUCCGCCGUCCCGAGGAGCGUCGGGUGUGAUGUGCGCGCGGAGGGCGAGGGCGGCGUGAGUCGCGACGUGUCUACUAAGAUAGCGGCCGGCAUGGAUCGCUGGCAGACCACCCUGGAGGAUAUGAUGCACCUCCGGUCCUCCAGCAACCACGUCUUCAAAGACAACUACUGGGCUCAGAAUGGUUUCGACGAGCUGCGGCGUUACGUGAAGCAAGGCAGCGACUUCAGCAAGGAACUCGCCAACAUCUUGCAGGAACGAGUCGAAGCAGAAAAUUACUACUCGAAAUGCUUGGCGAAAUUAGGCUCGAAGCUCAGUAAAGCUUGCAAGGAGAGUGUAGGCUCCUGUGCGGAGGCGUGGAAACACGUGGCUCAUGACAUGGAGAAGAGAGCGGAGAUACACAGGAGUUAUUCCAGUGCAUUGACAGAAGAACUUGUGAAACCGAUGAAACAAGUUAUAGACAACCAACUCAAGUUGAGGAAAAAGAUCGAAGGCAACGUGGACAAGACGACGCGGGCGUUGGCAGAUUGGAGAACAGCUGAGGCCAAGUCGAAGAGACAGUCACACGCGGCCGCGCGAGAGAACGAGAAGCUGCAGGACGCCUCGCUAGACAUUAGCCGACUGUCACGCAGCUCCAGUAUGGGACACAUCCCUCACUCCAUCCUGAGCGCCGCGCGCGCCGAGAGACUCGCGCCCGCCGCCAGCGAGAGGGACGCCGCCAAGUUACAGGUGAAGAAGAGGAAGACCGAGGACGCUGUUAAGAAGACCGAGGUCGACUAUUAUAACGUGUGUGUUCAAGCGGAGCGAUCACGGUUGGAAUGGGAGACGAGUGUGGUGAAGGGCGCGGGGAUGCUGGAGUCACUCGAGGAGGAGAGACUGGAGCAGCUGAAGAGCGCCGCCGACUGUUACCUCAGGCUGACGGCCGCGGUACCACCGCAACUAGCGGAGGCGACCAAUGCUCUGGUGGCUCCUAUCAAGAAAGCCAACUCUAACGUGGACAUGCGCGUGGUGCGAGGUGUCCGCGGCGCUCCGGCCGGCGCCAGCGACCAGCUGCUGCCGGACUUCUACUGCGAGCACACCACGCUGGCCAUGAACAAGGAGAGACGUAAACAAGCCCUAUUGAAAAUUCUUCAGUUAGUAAAGCAAGAUAUAGACCGAGAGCGGAAGUCUAAACAGGGUCUUGAAAAACUCUCAAUGGCUAUAAAACAGACGCCCACUUUCGGUAGCGAUGAUUCUCAACAGAACGUAGCUGACAAACUGUAUCACAUGAGGUCCAUGUUGACGUACCUGGAGGCGGUGCGAUACAAGAUCACGACCAGCCUCACCGAGCUGGACAACCGCCCCGCCGGCCAGCACCCACUCGCCACACACAUACAGGUCAUACGAGACAAGCAGGGCUUGCAGCAGAGCAUACUCAAGGUCCCGCCCUGGCUGCAGGCUGACUAUCAGAGCGAAGUGAACAAGAACCUUCAGCCGAACUACACGGCCUUGUCCAAGAGCGUGACCGGCGCCGUCUGUGGCUCGGACGAGCGAGAGAGACGAGACUCAGUACUGAGCCGCGCCUCCAGCAAACUGCGCAUUGAGCAUCUGUCUUUCCGGAGAGCGGUGGAGAGGAGUAGCGCUCCCGCUACGCCCACGGUCCCAACAGCGCCCACCACGCCCACAGUGACGACGGCGCCCACGACGCCCGUGUCCGCAGAGUCCCCGCUGCCGCCGUCCCCCGCUCUAGACUGGACGUCCAGCGAGCGAGGAGCGGGAGACGGACUGUCCAAUCAACAUGAUAGUGACUUCGAUGAAUUUUCAUCUCAGAGUGACAGUUCAGCGGAUCUAUCAGACGUGAGGAAACACAACAACAACAGUAGCGACAUCACUCACAAGUAUAUAGGGAAGUGUAGGGCGCUGUACACGUACGAGGCCAGGUUGAAUGACGAGCUGACUCUCACACCAGGAGACGUGAUCGAUAUCUAUGAGAAGCAGGACGAGGUGUGGUGGAGCGGGGACCUCAACGGCUGCUUCGGCAUCUUCCCCUCCUCAUACGUCGAGGAGAUCACCUCCUGCAUCUAG
This is a messenger RNA of Danaus chrysippus (African queen), 2106 nucleotides long. The record is from the annotation of a GenBank genome assembly. Lineage: Eukaryota; Metazoa; Arthropoda; Insecta; Lepidoptera; Nymphalidae.